Asparagus officinalis (garden asparagus) is the source of this 2012-nucleotide messenger RNA. RefSeq names its product pentatricopeptide repeat-containing protein At2g01510, mitochondrial. The record is from RefSeq and is a predicted model, not a curated record. Lineage: Eukaryota; Viridiplantae; Streptophyta; Magnoliopsida; Asparagales; Asparagaceae. Gene Ontology annotation, biological process: RNA modification. The transcript has a single exon. Gene Ontology annotation, molecular function: protein binding; RNA binding; zinc ion binding. The coding region runs from base 76 to 1905 and encodes 609 amino acids.
CCCGCCAUCACGAACGGUAAAAAAAAAAAAAACUCUUCAAAAGUAUUGCAUGGAGCAUUCAAUCACAUUGCUCAAAUGACUAUGAACUCCAAAGAAAUGCUACCCUUCUCUUUGAUCUCAAAAACCCAUCCCCAGACCGAAGCACUCCUCUCUCUCAUCCACCAAACCCGAUACCAGAUAAGCCCCAAAUCCGCCGUUGCCAUCCUCUUGAAAUCCAAUUCAAACCCUGCCCACCUCAAACAAAUCCAUUCCCUCCUCUUAACGACUGGCCUAACCCACAAAAACAGUCUCUUAACUCGCCUCCUCGAAAACCUUAUACGAAUCGGCGACAUUCGUUACGCCCGCAAGCUGUUCGAUGAAAUUCCCAAACCAAGAGUUUUCCUGUGGAGCACCCUUAUAAGAGCUUAUUUCAAUGACAACCUUCCCUUUGAUGCCAUAUCUCUUUAUCUUCAAAUGGGUUCGGCUAAUGUUCGACCCGAUAGCUUCACAUUCCCGUUUGUGGUCAAGGCGUGCGCUGAGGUUCUCAAUGUGAGACUUGGAAUGGCUGUUCAUGGGCAGAUUGUUAAGUAUGGAUUGCAUGAGAAUGCCAUUGUUGGAACUGAAUUGAUGGUUAUGUAUGCAAAGUUUGGGGAUUCAGAGUCGGCGGACUGUGUGUUUGAUUCUGGCGGCGGCGGUGAUGGUUUGAGUAGAGAUUUGGUUUUUUGGAAUGCUUUGAUAAGUGCUUAUGCACAAAAUGGGAAUGCGAGCAGGGCCCUUGCUUUGUAUAGGAGAAUGGAGUCGGAUGGGAUCGAGCCUGAUGCAAUCACGCUGGUGAGCGCUAUUUCGUCGUGUGCUUAUUUGGGUUGCUUGGAUUUUGGGAGGCAGCUGCAUUCUCGUGUUAAAGAGAGAGUUCGUAAUGUGUACAUAGAAAAUGCGCUUAUCGAUAUGUAUUCGAAAUGUGGAAGCAUGGAUGAGGCUAGUAAGGUGUUUUCUGAAAUGGGUGACAGACGAAAUGUUGUAUCGUGGAGUACUAUGAUUGGUGGCUAUGCUGUUAAUGGCGAUUCUGAUAAAGCUCUAUCUUUGUUCUCUAGAAUGAAGGAUGAUAACGUGAAGCCAAACUCUGUAACAAUGCUUGCAGUUCUCUCUGCUUGUAGCCACGCUGGGCUUGUUAGUGAGGGAAAGAAAUAUUUCUACAGCAUUUCUCGUCCUACAGCUGAGCAUUAUGCGACUAUGGUCGAUCUCCUUGGUCGAUCAGGGCAUCUCGAAGAGGCGUUUAGCUUCAUCAAGAAUAUGCCAAUCGAGCCUGAUGCAGCUGUAUGGGGGGCAUUAUUGGGAUCUUGCACGAUUUAUCAUGAUACUAGUAUUGGUCAGAUCGCUGCUGAUGAGCUUUAUAAAUUAGCCCCCAGCACGCCUUCAUAUCAAGUUCUUCUAUCGAAUAUGUAUGCAGUUUCAGAGAGAUGGGACGAUGUGCAUAAAAUUAGGAAACAUAUGAGAGGGAACAAUUUGAAGAAAGUUUCUGCUUAUAGUUCAGUUGAAUUGGAUGGAGAGGUCCAUGUGUUCUCUGAGGGCUCACGUUCUCAGUGUAAGGAGAUUUAUGAGAAACUCGGCGAGCUGGAUGGAAUUGUUAAGGCUAUGGGGUAUAGAGCUGAGACUGGAAUUGUUCUGCACGAUGUGGAGGUUGAGGAGAAAGAGGCAGCUCUUCGAACUCACAGCGAGAAGCUUGCCAUUACAUUCAGUCUUUUGUAUUCGAGGGGAGAUGAUGAGGGGGUUCCAUUAAGGAUUAUGAAGAAUUUGAGGGUAUGCAAUGACUGUCAUACUUUCUUUAAAUACGUAUCAAAGGCACUUGGAAGGGAGAUUAUCAUGAGAGAUAAGAAUCGAUUUCACCAUUUUAGAGAUGGUAGAUGUUCGUGCAAUGACUUUUGGUGAUUCAGAGAUCGAAGGUUAAGCUCAGUUGAAUUUCAAAUUGAAGGUACUACUUAGAGUAGAAACACAAUUUUUUGUUCCAAUGAAUUUUCAGAUUUAGUUCUAAUUUA